GAUUGUCAAGACCAAGACCAUUAUCAAACAGAAGACAAUUCAUUUUUCUUCUAUGUUGUUCUUCCCAAAAACAUUUUGUCAAUUCGUUAUCUUGUGUUUGGUAAUUGGAGAAUUCCUAUAGUUAUGCGUGUGUGUGUUCAGGAGCAUGAGUACCAGUUUUUCUGGUUUCAUGAGAUGAUCUGUAAUGAAGGAUCAUCAAAUAUUGGUUCUACCCAAAUUUUUAUAGGUUCAAGACACGAUCCGCUAGUUCCUGUUUAG
Messenger RNA from Dentiscutata erythropus, 258 nucleotides. The record is from the annotation of a GenBank genome assembly. NCBI's taxonomy places the organism in Eukaryota, Fungi, Glomeromycota, Glomeromycetes, Diversisporales, Gigasporaceae.